Nothoprocta perdicaria is the source of this 1950-nucleotide messenger RNA. RefSeq names its product glutamate rich 6B (gene ERICH6B). The transcript is spliced from 14 exons. Bases 1 to 1950 code for a protein of 649 amino acids. NCBI's taxonomy places the organism in Eukaryota, Metazoa, Chordata, Aves, Tinamiformes, Tinamidae. The record is from RefSeq and is a predicted model, not a curated record.
AUGUCUAAUGGACAUGAGCUGUCAGGGUCUGGCAGUAGCCAGUCCCAACCAAAAAAAAAUCCCCCUGGGAGUAUUUCAUCAGAUUCCAGCUCUGCUGUUGCUCUCCUCACAGAGGAAAAUUUGAAAAAGCUGGAAAAAGAGUACAUAAAUUCUAAAGAAGCCUUCAAUAAGCAGAAAAUAGAAGAUUACAUUAAGCAGAGUAAUCUCGCCCUGUCCAGUGAAGAAACAACGACAAAAAGCAGCGGAGAGUUUGUCUGGGAUGAAGAGCCUGAAGGAUCCUCCUCAUCCCUUCCCACGACAUGGAACAAAGAUCCCAAAGAAGUUCACGGGGAGAUUUCUGAAGAAAUUUCAAGGAAGGAUGAACUUUCAACAGAGUUGGCGACAGAUUCCCUAUCAGCUCUGCUCAUUGGUUCUAAGCUGGAGGAAUCCAAGCAGCACGUUGACGACUCCCUUGCCUCGUCCUGCAGCAGCAGGCACCAAGUCAAGGACGUGACGACUCAGACUGAGUGGAGCUAUUCAGGUAAGUCCCUAGCUGUCAAGGAGCAGGCUGUUUCAGUAAUAGAAGAGAAGAGCAGCUCAGAGGGAACGAAAUGGAGCAGCCUUAAACCCACCAAACACCAAGUGGGGCUCUACAGUGACACUGAGAAACAUCCCGAGAGGGAGGAGAGCAAAGAGACAACUGAAACCGAGAAAGAGGCGGCAGCUGAGGAAGGAGAGGAAUACAGCCUGUGUGAACAAGAAGCCCUGGACGAGUCUGUUGUCUUAGCACAAAGAAGUCCAAGGCCAGAGUCAGAAGAUGAAAUGCUGUGCAGGAAACACGUGCACGAGAGUGACUGGUUCCUGAAUACCCUCUACAUGGACAAGGACAAUAUCUUACCUGAAGUAGCUACAAGGUGCAAAUUUUGUAGUGGUCCUGAAAAGCCAGUACCAACAGUGGUGGAUCUGAAGGAACAACCGCAUGAAAAUUUCUUCUGCUGUAGGAGCUAUAAGGAAAUAUUCGAUACUGUGAUCCAAGAGCUGAUGAAUGAAGAUGAUAUACAGGAAGAGAUUGACAUAGCUCCUCAUCCCCACCGCUCCCAAACAGAGCUGCGAAGCGACAUUAAAGCCGAACUGCUGCGACAGUUAAGUAUGGAAGGCUUUGAGAACUUCAGGGAAAUAUUUCAGCGGUAUCUGCAAUUUGCAGCCUGGAGCAAGAUUUCAUUCAGGCUCUCAGAAGAAAACGAAUACACUGUUAGACCAGAGGCUGAUCCUUCCAAGAAGCACAGACCAACGUCACCGCCUCCAGAAGACCUUCUUGAGCUGGACCAUGAUUUCGUUGCAGAGCACCUAAAGCACUGCCACCCUCUCGAGCCCGUUACAAGGUACUACCCUGAUGGACAGACAUUUCUUCUGCUUCUUCCAGAUGGAACUGGUCAGGUUUACUACCCCUCGGGCAACAUGGCCCUUCUGAUCACGUAUAGCCAGGGGUCUCGGUUCACGUACUUCGUCCUGGAGGACAGCAAGUGCAUGGGGAUUAGAGGCUUCUUUGGGAACUGCGGGCGCGCAGCGUGCUGCCACCCCAACGGCCACAUCUGGGUGGCCCUGGAUCUCUGCGCCGGCUUCUGCUUUCACCAGGAAGGGACAAGCCAGAGGCGCUGGAACUGGUGGGCGCUCAGCCCCCACGUUCACAGCCCUCCUUUCCAGACCAUCUUCAUGAAGCUGAACGCCCACAUCACCGUGGAAAUUAUGGCUCAGGAUCAGAUCUGCUUAACGUUCAGCAGCCACAGCGACCACAUCCGCUUCAACGUGGGCGCCCGCCUCAAGCUGAAGGACCCCGAGACGAGACACUUGCUGAAAAGGCCAAGCGGCAGCGAGGAGCUCUUCCUUGAGGCCAAACGGAGCGAGCUCCGGAGCCUGCUCCUGGAAAUACAAAGGAGGGUGCACCGCUUCUGGCACCCCCUGCCCCGCUGA